Molecule: messenger RNA, 482 nt
Organism: Baudoinia panamericana UAMH 10762
Lineage: Eukaryota; Fungi; Ascomycota; Dothideomycetes; Mycosphaerellales; Teratosphaeriaceae
Exons: 1
Coding region: 164-451 (95 amino acids)
Source: RefSeq, a predicted model, not a curated record
GCUGUCGUCUGCUUUAUGCGCGGCGUGAAACACAUGAGGACCGUGCUGAAUCAGCCUGGCGGCGCGACUGAGCUCGAGCAUCUGGCCGAGCACAUCUUCGGACGGCAGGAGAUGGCUCGGGCGAGCGCAGAGAUUGGCUGAGUUGUAGGCAUAUUCUCGUUUGAUGGCAUUCCAGAUAUAUUAUAUCGGAGGCAGAAAUCCCGGUAGAGGUCUAAGCGGCUGCCCAUACAAACACCGUCUGAAAGUCAUCUGCGCGGGAGCUUCCUUUGUGCCGACUUCAGAACCAAUGAGGUCGCACUUAACGGCAGGCCUAUGCAGCAAUGGACGGCUUGACAUGGGAAGGGUGUCCGUUCGGAAUGGGCUUUUGUGGCAGACACGCGGGCUGUGGGCCCGUACCAACGAGAAGUUGUACUGCAGUACGAGGGGUUCUUGCUGCGCUAAAGGCUUCUGAGUUGGCAUUGACAUUGAGAAGACAAUAGUAC